AGUUGCCAGCAGGCCAUCAGCUGCAACAGCCGUUCUCGGCACGGUGACGCCUUCUCCACUCACUUUCGCUCAGCGCAGUGCGGGCCACGGGUUCAUCCAUCCAGCAACCACUUGCUGACUACCUGCCAGGGUCGGGCAGCUGGGCGGAUGGAUGUCAUGAGCCUCCCAGCCAUCGAGAGCCACAGGGACCUCCACAUCUGGAUCGUUGAGAACCUGGAGAUGGUGCCGGUACCCGAGAGGGCUUAUGGGAACUUCUUCGAGGAGUACUGCUACAUCGUCCUCCACGUCCCCCAGAAUCUAAAGGACACGCAGGGGGCAUUCAAGGACUUGCACUACUGGAUCGGAAAGAAGGCGGACGCGGAGGCCCAGGACGUGGCUGGCAGCUUCAUGCAGCACCUGCAGGAGGCGCUGAGUGGCGCCACAGUGCAGCACCGAGAGGUGCAGGGCCACGAGUCCGACUGUUUCUGCAGUUACUUCCGCCCAGGGAUCAUCUACCGGAAGGGAGGCCUGCCCUCUGACCUCAAGCACAUGGAGACCAGCAUGUACGGCAUCCAGAGGCUGCUGUGUAUCAGAGGGCGGAAGCAUGUGUCAGCCACCGAGGUGGAGCUCUCCUGGGAAAGCUUUAAAAAGGGUGACAUUUUCCUGCUGGACCUGGGCAAGGUGAUGAUCCAGUGGAACAGGCCCAAGACCAGUGUCUCCGAGAAGGCUCGGGGCCUGGCCCUGACCUGCAGCCUCCAGGACAGGGAGCGAGGGGGUCGUGCCCAGAUCGGUGUAGUGGAUGAUGAGGUCAAAGCCGCUGGCCUCAUGGCGAUCAUGGAAGCUGUGCUGGGCCGCAGAGCGGGCCACACGUACGCCGCCGAGCGGAAGGAGAGUGCUAACCAGCUACAGAAGGCCCACGUCCACCUCUUCCAUGUCUACGAGAAGGGUAAGGACCUGGUGAUCCAGGAGGUGGCAACCUGCCUGCUGACCCAAGACCUACUUCAUGAGGAGGACUGCUACAUCCUGGACCAGGGGGGCUUCAAGGUCUAUGUGUGGCAGGGACGCCAGUCUAACCAUCAGGAGAAGAGGGCCGCCUUCAGCUGGGCUCUGGGCUUCAUCCAGGUCAAGGGCUACCCGCCUCACACCAACGUGGAGGUGGUGAGCGACGGCAAGGAGUCCGCAGCGUUCAAGCAGUUAUUCCGGUCCUGGUCUCAGGAUGCAGGAGGAAACAAGGAAAUGGGCAGGAUCCGUAAACUGACUCAGGUAAAGCUCGACAUGGGCAAGCUGCACAGCCAGCCCGAGCUAGCAGCCCAGUUCAGGAUGGUGGAUGACGGCUCCGGGAAGGUGGAGGUGUGGUGCAUCCAGGACUUAGGCAGGCAGCCCAUGGACCCCAAGCACCAUGGACAGUUUUGUGCCAGCAACUGCUACCUUGUCCUCUAUACGUACCAGAAGAUGGGCCGCAUCCAGUACAUCCUAUACCUAUGGAAGGGCCACCAGGCCACUGCACACGGGAUACAGGCCUUGAACUGCAGUGCCGAGGAGCUGGACGUCAUGUACCAUGGGGCCCUGGUGCAAGAGUAUGUGACCAUGGCCAGCGAGCCGCCCCACUUCCUUGCCAUCUUCCAGGGCCAGCUGGUGGUCUUCCAGGAGAGCACCAGGCACAGUGCAAAGGGGCAGCCAGCAUCCACCACGAGGCUCUUCCAUGUGCAAGGCACCGACAGCUACAACACCAGGACCAUGGAGGUGCCAGCCCGGGCCUCAGCCCUCAACUCCAGUGAUAUCUUCUUGCUGGUCACAGCCAGCAUCUGCUACCUGUGGUUUGGGAAGGGCUGCAGCGGUGAUCAGCGGGAGAUGGCGCGGACAGUAGUCCCUGUCAUCUCCGAGAAGGACAAGGAAACAGUGCUGGAGGGUCAGGAGCCUCCCCUUUUCUGGGACGCCCUGGGGGGCCGGGCCCCCUACCCCAGCAACAAGAGCCUCCCUGAGGACGUCUCUGGCUUUCAGCCACGACUGUUUGAGUGCUCCAGCCCGAAUGGGCACCUGGUCCUCGUGGAAGUGGUGUUCUUUAGCCAAGAGGACCUGGACAAGAAUGAUGUCAUGUUACUCGACACCUGGCAGGAGAUCUUCCUGUGGCUCGGGGAAGCCGUCAGUGAGCAGAAGAAGGAGGCGGUGGCCUGGGGCCAGGAGUACCUGCAAACCCAUCCAGCAGGAAGGAGCCUGGCCACGCCCAUUGUGCUGAUCAGGCAGGGCCACGAGCCUCCCAUGUUCACCGGAUGGUUCCUCGCCUGGGACCCCUACAAGUGGACCGUGAGUGAGAACAACCAGCCCUAUACAGAGGUGGUGGGAGGCAGGCUGGGAGCAAUCUCUUCCAUCUCUGAGAUAACAGCAGGAGUCAACAACUUCCAGCUGUCCAGAUGGCCAGGCAAUAGCAGCACAGGCCCCUUGGCCCUGCAAGCCUUCAGGGGCUCCCAGGACAGGUCAGAAAAUGAGCUGGAGCUGAGCCCCAAGGUGAGCGGCAGCAGCACCGGCACCAGCAGCAGCAGCCCCAGCAGCAGCAGCAGCAGCGGUGGCAGCUCCCACAGCAGCCCCAGGUCCAUGAUCAACGGGGGCCUGUCCCGAGAACAGCUGAUGUACCAGGCUGCCAAGGACCUGCCAGAGGGCGUGGACCCGGCCCACAAGGAGUUCUAUCUCUCCGACUCGGACUUCCGAGAUAUCUUCGGGAAGUCCAAGGAGGAAUUCUACAGCAUGGCCAAGUGGAGGCAGCAGCAGGAGAAAAAGCAGCUCGGCCUCUUCUGAACCCAAGCCCUGCUCCGGCUUGGUGCCACUCCUGGGACCCGUCCAUCCUGGGUACCUCCCCCACAUGCACCUGAGCCCCCAGGGAGACUCCUGGGUCACCCCCUCCCUGUCAA
This is a messenger RNA of Artibeus jamaicensis (Jamaican fruit-eating bat), 2885 nucleotides long. It is a transcript of the gene VILL, whose product is annotated as villin like. The coding region runs from base 148 to 2772 and encodes 874 amino acids. Gene Ontology annotation, cellular component: cytoplasm; actin cytoskeleton. Gene Ontology annotation, biological process: actin polymerization or depolymerization; actin filament severing; barbed-end actin filament capping. The record is from RefSeq and is a predicted model, not a curated record. Lineage: Eukaryota; Metazoa; Chordata; Mammalia; Chiroptera; Phyllostomidae. Gene Ontology annotation, molecular function: phosphatidylinositol-4,5-bisphosphate binding; actin filament binding. The transcript is spliced from 21 exons.